This is a messenger RNA of Gymnodraco acuticeps, 7131 nucleotides long. RefSeq names its product potassium intermediate/small conductance calcium-activated channel, subfamily N, member 1a (gene kcnn1a). Gene Ontology annotation, molecular function: calmodulin binding; small conductance calcium-activated potassium channel activity. Bases 72 to 3101 code for a protein of 1009 amino acids. The record is from RefSeq and is a predicted model, not a curated record. The transcript has 10 exons. Gene Ontology annotation, biological process: potassium ion transmembrane transport. NCBI's taxonomy places the organism in Eukaryota, Metazoa, Chordata, Actinopteri, Perciformes, Bathydraconidae. Gene Ontology annotation, cellular component: neuronal cell body; plasma membrane; neuron projection.
AUCGCAAUGAACGGGUGUCGGAGCUCUGCACGGCAAAGGAGCAACCACAGCGAGACGCGGCGAUCAAGGGGAUGCGGCAUCGGUACGCGGGAGCUGUCCAUCAGCACCAAAUCCCCGACGAAAAGCAAGAAACCAGCAAGCCGAGCCCAGACCCACUCGCUCCUGUUUUCAACCUCCCGCCCCCGCCCUCUUCUCACCACCGAGAUCGCACUUCGACCACCGCCGUUCAUCGCCAGAGCCUCCAAGAGCUCCCCUGUCUGAGCCAGCCCUCCCGGAGACCUGUGCACAGCGGCGACCCUCUACCUCUGACGAGCUACGACACCGCUCAGCGACCUUCACACCGAACCAUUGAACCCAGCACCGGGCAGCCGGCGCACCUGCAGCAGGAUCCCUGGGCCCCGGCUGGCUCUCAGCAGCAGCCGCCGCCGCCGCCGCCGCAGUCGGAGAAGCAGCCUGUUUUCCCCAGCUGCCACUGCAGUUUUUCCGAGCAGGAGGCGAGCCUUUCUCAAAAUCAUCACCAUCCAGCCGAUCCUCUCCCACCGCAGCCCUCCCCACCUUUUCCGCCGCCUAAACUACCACCGCCACCAACGUCGUCCUCCUCCUCCUUUCCCCGGGAAUCUAAAAGGGAGGAUCGUAUCCAAAGGAGUGCCAAUAAUUACCAACAGGCAAGCAUCGUGGACCGCUGCAGGGGAGGAGGAGGAGCAGGAGGGCACCGAGACCACAGGCAGUUGUUGCAGCAGCAGCAGCAGCAACAUUAUCAACAGCACAGUCAUUUAAGACUCCAACAGAGGGACCCCUCCCCUGAAGGAAGCCGUGCAAACUCGCAGAAAGGGCGCUCUUUAAAUGUAUGUGAGUCAAUCGAGGCUAACAAGAGAGCAUUCGAGUCUCAGACUCCGGACCUGCAGCAGCAACAGAUCCCACAAUUACGAGCGCAGCAACAGCUACUGGUGGGGAGCAGCUUGCCUAUCAACUACUGCGCCAGCGGCUCAGGAGAGCUAUGUAGGACUCACCAGGCUCCACUGCUGCAACAGCAAGAGCAGCAGCAGCAGCAGCGGCAGCAAGGCGCACUGGGGCUCUGUCCCCAGCGUCCCCAGCGUCCGCAGCACUGUGAACAAGACCGCAAUAAGUCUGGGAGGAUCACCGCGCCAGGCGACCAGGCGCAGCUUCACUCCCGCGACUGCCGCGCCACCCCCCCGGUAACGCAACAGGCGUACGCGGGGAACUCGUCUGCGACUGGCAGCAACUGCAGCAAAGACAGCCCCAACUACGGCUCGAGCUAUCACCUGUGGCCCGAGAGCCCGCAUAAAGGAGAGGAGCGGAUCCGCAUCGACCUCCAUAAGGCCACUACUGAGCAGAAGAAGCUGAGCCAUGCUGGAUCCAAGCCCUCCCUCUCCGAGAGCAGCGGCCGACUCCCUCAGAUAGCCAUGAACACCUGCAAGUACAAUGGCGGAGUGGUGAGACCACUAGUGGGCAGCCUGGCGUCCUCGUCGCGCCGCAACCUUGCGGAGCUCGACUCGGAGACGCAGCCCUUGCAGACACUGCACAGCUCUGGCCUGGAGGUGGUGGUAUCCAAGGGCAACGGCGGCGAAGACCCCAGCAAGGCGUCCAACGAGAGCCUGGUCAGGGAGGGCAGCGCGCCGCCGGAUGCAGGGCAACACAGAAGAAGAACAGGGACAGGAUACAGGCUCGGCCACCGGAGGGCGCUGUUUGAGAAGCGGAAGCGGCUCAGCGACUACGCACUCAUCUUCGGGAUGUUUGGGAUUGUCGUCAUGGUGACGGAGACGGAGCUGUCAUGGGGGGUUUACACUAAGGAAUCUUCAUACUCAUUUGCACUGAAAUGCCUUAUCAGCCUUUCCACUGUUAUAUUGCUUGGUCUUAUAAUAAUGUACCAUGCCCGGGAAAUCCAGCUGUUUAUGGUCGACAAUGGUGCGGACGAUUGGAGGAUAGCCAUGACGUAUGAGCGGAUCUUCUUCAUCGUGCUGGAGCUGCUGGUGUGUGCCAUCCAUCCCAUCCCGGGCCAUUACGUCUUCACCUGGAAGGCGCGGCUGGCCUUCACCUACACGCCGUCUGAGGCCGAUGCUGACGUGGACAUCAUCCUCUCCAUCCCCAUGUUCCUGAGACUCUACCUGAUAGGCAGGGUCAUGUUGCUCCACAGCAAACUGUUCACGGACGCUUCGUCUCGCAGCAUCGGCGCUCUCAACAAGAUCAACUUCAACACACGCUUCGUCAUGAAGACCCUCAUGACCAUCUGUCCGGGAACUGUUCUGCUGGUGUUCAGUAUAUCCUCCUGGAUCAUUGCGGCAUGGACUGUGCGCGUCUGUGAGAGGUAUCAUGACAAACAGGAAGUGACCAGUAACUUCCUGGGAGCCAUGUGGCUCAUCUCGAUUACCUUCCUCUCCAUCGGCUACGGUGACAUGGUACCACACACAUACUGUGGGAAAGGCGUGUGUCUGCUUACAGGGAUCAUGGGAGCUGGUUGCACUGCACUGGUGGUUGCCGUGGUAGCCAGGAAGCUGGAGCUGACCAAGGCUGAGAAACACGUCCACAACUUCAUGAUGGACACACAACUCUGCAAACGAGUAAAGAACACAGCUGCCAAUGUACUCAGGGAAACAUGGCUCAUCUACAAACACACUAAGUUGGUAAAGAAGAUAGAUCAUGCCAAGGUGCGGAAACACCAGCGCAAGUUUCUCCAAGCCAUUCACCAAGCUCAGAAACUGCGCAGUGUGAAGAUGGAGCAACGGAAACUCAAUGAUCAGGCCAACACCUUGGUGGACCUCGCAAAGACCCAGAAUGUGAUGUAUGACCUGGUGUCAGAGCUGCAGGAGCGCAGUGAGGAGCUGGACAAGCGCAUCGGCACGUUGGAGGACAAGCUGGACUCGGUGACGGGCAGCCUGCAGGCUCUGCCCUGCCUCAUCUCCCAAGCCAUAACCCAGCAGCAGCAGGAAUUCCUGGACGGCUUUGUUCACCGCUUUCGGCCCGCCUCACUAGCCUCUGAGCGCUCUGAGCGCUCUGAGCGCUCUGAGCGGUCAUGGACUUCCACCGCCCGCAGGCGGCGCUCUCCCUCCACAGCACCACACACAUCCUCUGAUAGCGGAUAACCUUGACCAACCCGACGGGCCUCACCUUUCCCAAACCAACUCGCCACCUCACUCCUAUCCAAAGCUGCCCCUGUAACCGCUGGCGAGUCCACGUCUGGACUGAUAAUGAACCCAUAUCUUGACCUCUGACCUGAUCCUUACCCUUAUUCUCUCCCUCCCAUCCAUCUUCUCUCCCCUUCCCCCCCACAUCACAUCCAAAUACCAAUUCCUCUGUGACUGGGCGACUCAGCACAGGACAGGAUCAGAGCUACUCCAAAAGAAUAAAGAAAAAGCAAACAAAGACUUAAAUCGAGAAAAAACACAAAUGCAUAAAAAAAAAAAAAGGGGAAAAAAUGAAAAAUGACUGAAAAACCGAGAUAAAGUAGAGAUAUGGUUUAUGUUUUAGCCAUUGUAUGGCUGUUCAAGUUAGCUUUUUUGUAAAAGCCCUUGUAUAGUUAAAAAAUGAAUGAGUUCAGGGUCGCUGGGGUGAGAGCUGGCUAUCACACCGGAGAGUCCUUAACCACGAGGGGGGAAGUCGGUCUGUGGAGACGAGAGCCUCGGCUCACCUGCUGGCCCUCUGAGGCCAUGGAGGACAUCCGUCCACCCAUCCGUCCGUCUAUCUGUCAGUCCUGUGGCAAACCAUUGGAUUUCCCUUUCAAAAGACUAGUGUCAUAGAUUCUUUCCCAUAUGUAGGGUGAAAGCUUUAGAUAAGGCUUGGAAAGCUCUGGCUUCAGGUCAGUGUUUGAAAAUGCACUUAAGGGGAAACUGUCACACAAACGAAGAGCAAAGGGGAUGCUUAUGGCAUUACUACUGGGUAGGAAAAUGUACACAGUUGCCAACUUCAAGGUUUCAGCUUCCUUGUUCUUACCAAGGGAAAAUGAGAGCGACUAUCUUUUUUAGUUACAUAUUGACAUGUGAUUUUUCAGUGCCUGAAUGUAUAAAUAGUAGAGGGUUAUUUAAUUACUGAUUUCAGAGCUUUUUUACGAUGUUAACAGUCUGAAUACAGCAUUGCAUUCCUUUUUCAGAUACAUUCCUCCAAAAAUUUAAAGAAAAUGUCUUAAUGUAAUGCAUAACAUUGCCUCCAUUACACAGCAACUCUAAAUGUUUUGAAUUUUUUUAUUUCUAUUUCUACUAACACCGUGGGUUAAGAAAAAGUUCAGAGACUAAAGCAAAAGGGAGACAGUCGGAGAGAAUAUUUGUGAGUGUGUUUGUCAGAGUUCACUUUUAGCUCAAUGCUGCACACUAUGUAAUAUGUAGUAGUCUACCUUUCUCACCACCCCUAAUUAGAGCUUCCUGUGGUCUUCAGAUGAAGGCAUGGCUUGAGGUCUGCCGGUAUGUGCGGCCACACAGGCUCACAUCACUGGUCUGCAUGGGUAUGUGCAACAAUGGCAGUGGAACACAUUCUUCCUCGGAUGGCUUGAUGAUUUUAUUUAGACUUUUAUUACGUUUAAUUUAGUUUGGGUUGCCUUUCUUUCCUUUCUUUUACAAAACAUGUUUUACUAGGAUACCUAGGGUUUUUACAGUUGCAGAACCUAGAGAGUUGCAGUAAUGUGAUUCUGUAAUGCAUUCCCUUUAAAAUAUGAGGUGAAGAAUUAAUCGCUAUUAUAAAAGGAUACAAAUAAAAGUGCUGAAGAAACUUGGAUGAAAGGGUCCCUCUGCAAACUAAAAAUAAUAGUUUAAAAUACAUUUAUUCAUUUUCUAGCUAAGUGUUUGAUGCAAAGAUUGAUACAACAGUGUAAAUAUGAAGCUACUGCUAGAAGCUGCUUAGCUUAGCUUAGCUAAACUGAGCUUGUGGUCAAGACUAGAAACAAGGAGAACAGUAUUCCUAGCUCUUUAUAAAUUAAAACAAUGUUUAUUGGUUGUUUAAUCCCUACAGAAAACUAAAAUGAAAUUGUCACUUCCUGGACUUUCUGCUGGUUGCCUUGGCUACUGCGUGUUCUCAACAUGUUCAUACUUUUGUUUUUCGUACGGAUUAAAAAACAUGAGAUGUUAAGUGAUUUUCAGGAGCUUGUAAGUGUAUUGUAAUACCCUUAUGCAGAAGCAUCUGUUUUUAUACUUUUUGCCUUUUUAAAUACUAAAAUUAGCUAGCGACAUCUGUCUUCUUAUUUACCGAAAGAGUGCUGUCAAUCUUUUCAUCUAACUCAAUGAGCAAUCAAGUGAAUUAGCUUAUUUUCCAACUAUUCCUCUAACAUUACAGUAUUAGGCCACUAUGGUGUCUUUUUAAAAGACAUGAUUACACAUUGACUAGGAUAGAGGAUACGAUUAAAACAUUCUGAAUUUGAGAGGCAUGGUGAAUGAUUAAUCUUAGAAUAGUAAUACAUUACUUUUUGAAGAUAAAUAUUUAGGAUGUUUAAAGCAAUUUUUUCCAGAGAACAUAUAAAAGGCAGAUCAGGAAGUCAGCGGGUUAGUGGGCUAGCAUGCUGUCCUAAAGUAGUUUGAAUGGUAGAUAACUUGCAUACGUAAAAGGAUGUUGGAGCUAAAACAGAGUCUUUAUGACCCCUUAAGCUAAUAGACAAAUAGGAUCAUAUUUUUCGCUGGAUCUUAACUAUUUCCAAGAUGCUACGAUUUGAAUUGGGGCAAUCUCUAACCCCUGUGAGCGAGGUAAUUCUCCCACAGGCUCUGGACAGGCCGAAGAGCACUUCAUUUAAGAACACAUUCAGGUUGCUACGAGUGGAUCUUAAUCAAGCAUGAUUAUUAGCUUUUUUCCUUUGAACUUGAGUUGAUGAAGCAUGACUCUUUACUGCCCCCACCUCCAGCCACUUCUCUUGCAGUGCUACACUCCAUCCUCCCAGUAUAGAAGGAUCUUUUAUGCCAUAACAGUCUCUGUUUUCGAUCAUGGACUGUUUCAGUCAGUGUCAUCAAUUGAGUCAGGACGGCUAACGUAAGACUGUCUGCUUGAUUUUGACCUUACCUGCCUUUUAUGUAUCACAGGUCUCCACCUUAUCAUUGCAUUGCAUAUUUAGUCUUGCGUUUGUCGUCUGUCAUCAUUAACAACUUCAGCCCCCCCAAACACAAAUAGGCUUCCCAAAUGGCCCGCAGCAAAGACCUUUUAGAGGUUUGAAUGAAAAAAAACAAAACAGGAAGAAGCAGGGGAACCCUCAGGUCAUGUUUCAUGUUGCACUCAGUGUGUAAUAUUCAGUUACACCAGAAAGGAUCGCAGAUGCUGGAGUGUCGUCCCCAGAGACGUAACAGUACUGGUGUUAAGGAGUUCAUCCUUCAUCAGCCGGGGCGAGACUAGCUGGGGGGGGGAAAUGGGAAAGAUGAGAACAGUAGCUCAUUUACUGACAGACGUUCGUUUUGGUUUGAGGGGGUUUGUGAAGAGCAAGAGUGUGUCCUGUAAAUAUGACCUCAUUGUAGAUGUCGAACAAACGGGCCAAAUGGUGAGCCGCAGGGGUGAAGGUAGCCGGGAGCCCACACAGCAGGUUGCAAAAAUGCAGGAGAAUAAACAUCUAGAAAGGAAAUGACAUAUUAUAAAAAUAUUAUAUUUUAUUAAUUUCACCUUUUUUUUUUCUGCUAAUGGAGGUACAAUCAGGUUCUGUUUUUUAACCCUGUUGUAGAAGUUGGUUUUCUUCUGCACUCCUUAUCCUGUCACCAACUAAGUCCUGCCAAAACACCAUUCCAAUAUCUAAUAGUGACCCAAUUUUUUUCCACUAGGAAAUAAAAGAUGCACAGUAUUUUGUAGUAAAGUGAGGGACAUUCAUGAUGUUAUUCUGAUGAUGGUAGAUGAGUCAAAGUGAUAAACGCAUCCCAGAGUCUUUUUAAUUAUCCUGAACAGUAGGCUUUCCUCGUAGAGCAGGAAUCAAAACACACUUCUACUGAACAAAAACCCCAAAAAGUGAAGAAAUGUAACCCAAUCAUUGUUCUGUGUACACUGCCACAUGAUGCAUAAUGUACGUAGUAGCACUGGAAUAAAUCAACUUUUAAUGGAUGGCAAAUGGGUUUAACAUGUUCUCUGUAUACUGUUCGCUGUUCCUUCAUUUUGCAGGUGAACUUUUGUCCUAGCAAGGAGAGACACCAAGGUCAAAUCAUUAAAGACUUUCUUCAGCUAUGA